AUGGAUUUACUACAUGUACUGCAGACUAACAUUUUGUCCAUAAUAAUGGCUAUAGUGGUUAUUAUUUUACUUUGGAAGUACAUGGGGAAACAGAGCAGCUAUGGACGUUUGCCUCCGGGUCCUUCACCAAUUCCUCUGCUUGGUAACUUGUUACAAAUGGAUCUGAAACGACCGGACAUGUCCUACAUGAAGUUCAGUAAGACAUAUGGCUCAGUGUUUACUGUAUGGCUGGGCUCCAAACCUGUAGUGGUGAUCUCUGGCUAUCAGGCUAUCAAGGAUGCUUUUGUCAACCAAGGAGAAGAUUUCAAUGGAAGAGCCAACUCUGCCAUUACCCUGAAACUUGUUAACGAACACGGGGUGGGAUUGAGUAAUGGGCAGAGAUGGAAAACUCUUCGCAGUUUCUCCUUGAUGUCCCUGAAAAACCUUGGAAAAGGAUGCAGGAGCCUCGAGGAGAGGGUCCAAGAGGAAGCUAAGAGUCUAGUGAAAACCUUCAGUGAACAUGGAGAUUCCACUGUCGACCCCAAAGAACUCCUGUUCCAUUCUAUCAUCAACCUAUUCUGGUCCAUAGUCUUUGGGCGCAGGUUUGAAUACAACGACCCAGAGUUUCAGAUCCUCUACAAGCCUGUCUAUACAUACUUCGACAUGCUAAAAAGCAAAGUGGCAAUGCUGUACAACAUUUUCCCCAGAAUUGUUGAGUGCUUUCCAGGAAAACACCAUGAGCUGGGUAAGGCCAUAGACAAGGCCAAAGCUUACAUACGAGAGGAAGCAGAUCGUCGCCUUAAAAACCUGGACACCUUUAACCCUCAGGACUACUUCGACGUCUUCCUGGUUAAAAUGCUGGAGGAGAAGGGUCACCCCGAGACCGAGUUCAACUAUGAGAACUUGUUUCCGUGUGUGUGGGAUCUGUUUGCUGCCGGCACGGAGACCCAGUCCUCCACCCUAUCACACGCCUGUCUGAUGAUGAUCAAGUACCCUGACAUCCAAGAGAAAGUUCAGAAGGAGAUAGACGAGGUGAUUGGCUCAAACAGAGUCCCCACAGUUGACGACAGACAUAAGAUGCCCUACACGGACGCUGUAAUCCACGAAAUCCAGAGAAGUAUGAGUCUUGCUCCCAUUUCUUUCCCUCACCAAAUGACCCGAGACACAACGUUCCACAACUACCACAUCCCAAAGGGUACCACGGUGUUUCCGCUGUUGUCAUCUGUGCUGUUUGACCCCAAACUGUUCAAGAACCCAGAUGAGUUUGACCCAGAGAACUUCCUGGAUGAAAAUGGAGUCUUUAAGGAAAACAAUGGAUUUCUUGUUUUUGGACUGGGGAAGCGCUACUGCCUGGGAGAUGGAAUGGGGAUUCCCAGGACGGUGCUCUUCCUGUUCUUUACUUCCCUUCUUCAGCGCUUCACCUUCAGGGGCACCAAACCUCCAGAGGAAAUUGACGCCAGUGUAGUAUCCUACUUUCAUGGUCGCCUGGCGCGCCCCUACACCUGCUAUGUCAAACUCAGGACACCAAAUAUUUAA
Salvelinus namaycush (lake trout) is the source of this 1515-nucleotide messenger RNA. Its product is annotated as cytochrome P450 2M1-like. Gene Ontology annotation, molecular function: iron ion binding; oxidoreductase activity, acting on paired donors, with incorporation or reduction of molecular oxygen, reduced flavin or flavoprotein as one donor, and incorporation of one atom of oxygen; heme binding. Gene Ontology annotation, biological process: xenobiotic metabolic process. NCBI's taxonomy places the organism in Eukaryota, Metazoa, Chordata, Actinopteri, Salmoniformes, Salmonidae. Gene Ontology annotation, cellular component: intracellular membrane-bounded organelle; cytoplasm. The transcript has 9 exons. Bases 1 to 1515 code for a protein of 504 amino acids. The record is from RefSeq and is a predicted model, not a curated record.